AUGGAUCCAGAGAAGGUAUCAGCACUCAAGAAUUGGCCCGUACCAACCAAUGUGCAUGACGUUAGAAGAUUUCUAGGCUUCACUGGGUAUUACCACCGUUUUGUGAAGGAUUUCUCUCGGAAUCCAAGACCCAUCAACGAGCUCUUGACAGACCAACCAAAGAAGAAGAGACGAAGCUCUAAACCUGAUCCUAACUGGAAGUGGAAUGAUGAGCAACAAAAAGCUUUUGAUGUCCUCAUCCAGCGUCUCACUUCACUGCCAAUCUUAGCGUAUGCUGAUUACACUCUCCCCUUUGAGGUCCACACCAAUGCCAGCGCUGGGACUGGGAGCAGUUCUCUACCAGAAGCAGCAUGA
This is a messenger RNA of Haliotis rubra (blacklip abalone), 354 nucleotides long. RefSeq lists its product as uncharacterized. Bases 1 to 354 code for a protein of 117 amino acids. The transcript has a single exon. NCBI's taxonomy places the organism in Eukaryota, Metazoa, Mollusca, Gastropoda, Lepetellida, Haliotidae. The record is from RefSeq and is a predicted model, not a curated record.